ACCAGACUUAAAUAUAUUGAGUGGAUCUCCGUUGCAUUAGUCCUCAGUCGGGAUACCAUACCAAAGCGACCAUGAAGAGGGCUCUGUUUUGCAGGGGCGCGCUUUUAGCGCAGCAGGUUGCAUCGGAGAUUUCACAGCAUGCAGCGAUUUCGCCGGCUCUCUUACCCCGUUUCACCCGCGCUAUGUCAUCGGUCUCUAUUCCACCACCGGCAUGCCUGCUCAGACCCCUCGAGGCUCCUCAUCGUUACAUGUUUGGGCCGGGGCCAUCCAAUGUGCCCCCGCGCAUUCUGGCCGCAGGUGGGAGGCCAAUAAUUGGACAUAUGCAUGCAGAAAUGUUUGAGAUUAUGAAUGACAUCAAGAAGGGAAUACAGUAUGCCUUUCAGACAGAGAAUAACAUGACGAUUGCCAUGAGCGGGUCUGGACACACAGCCAUGGAAUGCGCCAUCUCCAACAUUGUGGAGCCGAGAGAGAGUGUUCUCGUAGGAAUCAAUGGAAUCUGGGGAGAGCGCGUGGCGGAAAUUGCUGGGAGGAUGGGCGCCGUUGUUCACACUAUGGUGAAAGCUCCAGGUGGUUAUUUUACCAACGAAGAAAUUGAACAGGCCCUGGCCAAGCACAAGCCUGUGCUUUUCUUUCUAACACACGGCGAAUCGUCUGCAGGCAUCGCGCACCCAGUCGAUGGCAUUGGUGACCUGUGCCGCCAGCACAACUGUUUGUUCUUAGUGGACUCAGUGGCAUCUUUGGGUGGUGCACCCCUUUACAUGGACAAGCAAAACAUUGAUAUCCUGUACACGGGUUCCCAGAAGGCAUUGAAUGCCCCUCCAGGGACUGCGCCCAUCUCCUUUAAUGACAGAGCAUGUGAGAAGAUGUUCAACCGGAAAACAAAGCCAGUGUCCUAUCUCCUGGACAUGACAUACUUGUCCAAUUACUGGGGCUGUGAUGGCAAACCAGCAAGAAUAUACCACCACACAGGGCCUGUGUCUGGGUUCUUUGCUCUGAGAGAGAGCCUGGCUAUCCUUGCAGAGACGGGGCUAGAGAACUCAUGGAGACAUCACAAGGAGGUGGCAGAGUACCUGUAUCAAGGCCUGGAGGACCUGGGGCUCAAGCUAUUUGUUCCAGACAAAAGCCUAAGGUUGCCAUCGGUCACCACUAUUGCCGUUCCCUCGGGGUACAACUGGAGGGAGAUUGUAGCUUACAUCGUGAAACACCACCAAAUGGAAAUCACUGGAGGCCUGGGGCCCUCUGUGGGAUUGGUGCUGCGUGUGGGUCUCAUGGGAUACAACUGUAGCAAGGCCAAUGCUGACAUGGUUUUGGUGGCACUUGCUGAUGCUCUGAAGAACUGUCCCAAAGCCUAAAGAGAAUGUCUGCCCCUUUUGUUUCACGGGCAAAAGAAUGUGAUAAUCUGAAACAGACUGCCCCCAGGGGCUGUCAGAAGGAAUCCCUCCUCAGGAUUUUUUUUAUAAUAAAACUGUGGAUAUUGGAAAGAACAUUUAACAGAACAUAAAAUAAUAGGCAAAAUGAUCAAAUACAAUCACAUGUAGUGGUUCACCAGAUUAAUGCGCAUGUUUGUUUAAAUCAAUGUCAGCACAACACCCUUACAAAGAAUUAAACUGUUUAAUAAAAUGUAUGUUGGA
Conger conger (European conger) is the source of this 1631-nucleotide messenger RNA. RefSeq names its product alanine--glyoxylate and serine--pyruvate aminotransferase b (gene agxtb). The record is from RefSeq and is a predicted model, not a curated record. Gene Ontology annotation, molecular function: L-alanine:glyoxylate transaminase activity; L-serine:pyruvate transaminase activity. The transcript is spliced from 11 exons. Gene Ontology annotation, cellular component: peroxisome. Bases 72 to 1352 code for a protein of 426 amino acids. Lineage: Eukaryota; Metazoa; Chordata; Actinopteri; Anguilliformes; Congridae.